Zymoseptoria tritici IPO323 is the source of this 822-nucleotide messenger RNA. RefSeq lists its product as uncharacterized. Gene Ontology annotation, biological process: coenzyme A biosynthetic process. The transcript has a single exon. NCBI's taxonomy places the organism in Eukaryota, Fungi, Ascomycota, Dothideomycetes, Mycosphaerellales, Mycosphaerellaceae. The record is from RefSeq and is a predicted model, not a curated record. Gene Ontology annotation, molecular function: dephospho-CoA kinase activity; ATP binding. Bases 1 to 822 code for a protein of 273 amino acids.
AUGCUCCUCCUCGGCCUGACAGGUAGCAUAGCUACGGGAAAAUCAACUGUUUCAAACAUUCUCUCCUCACCACCCUACAACCUGCCAAUCGUCGACGCUGACAAAGUCGCCCGUCAAGUCGUCGAGCCAGGGACGUUCGGCUACCAGAAAAUCCUAGACACGUUCGGACCAUCCACGCCAGAUUUAUUGGUACCUGCGACACCUGAAAAUGGCGGCGAGAAGGGACACAAUGGCAAGGGCAGACCACUCAACCGACCCGCGCUCGGCCGCAGAGUAUUUGGCGAGGGCAAAGAUGAGGACAGGAAGGCAUUAAAUGGAAUUGUUCACCCUGCAAUAAGAGGAGAGAUGUACAAGCAGAUGUUGUUCGCAUACCUACGUGGUAGCUGGGCGGUGGUGCUGGAUGUGCCGCUGCUGUUCGAGUCGGGCUGGGAACCACUCUGCGGUACGAUACUGGUCGUCGCUGUCAAAGAUCCGAAGGUGCAGAUGGAGAGACUACGAGCACGAGAUGAGCAUUUGACGGAGGAGGAUGCAAAGAACCGCGUUGCGGCGCAGUGGGAUGUCAGAGACAAGGCGGAGCGAUGUCUGCGCCGAGGAGACAAAGCUGGAGUAGUGGUGUGGAACGAUGGUGGAAAAGAGGAUCUCAAGAGACAGAUUGAUCAGGUCAUGUCGCAGGUCAGAACGAGCAGUCCGCAGUGGUGGGCAUGGAUGUUGUUGCUUUGUCCACCUCUUGCGGUCUUAAGCGGCGGUUGGUCCUAUGUGAGGAGCUGGUGGAUCAAGAAGCAGUGGGAGAAAGAGAAGCAGCGCGAGAAGGCGAAGCUGUAG